This is a messenger RNA of Cherax quadricarinatus, 15415 nucleotides long. The record is from RefSeq and is a predicted model, not a curated record. Lineage: Eukaryota; Metazoa; Arthropoda; Malacostraca; Decapoda; Parastacidae.
UUCAUGUCAACCCUUUAACCCAACCUCAGCGUCAUGUCGGACUCCAUAUUUCUACACUUUUUUAUAUUUUCGUGUUAUACGUUUUUAAAAUGGCAGUACAGUACCAUUAUGCCUCUACUAAACUGUGGACCAGUCUGGCUGGGACGCGGUGGGUGGAGACCGUCUUCAAUAAGCGCGAGUGUGUCAAGUUUAUUCCCAGCAGUAAGGAUAAUGCCAGGUGUUGUUGCGGGCAGCUGUGGCAGUGUCACCGUGAUGGGUCGCCAGCAACGCUCCGGCACGGGGAGGACAUACACUGGAGUCCCUCCAGACACACUCAACUCCUCCCCACGGAUGCUUACGGCACUCUGGAGUUUCAAGGUGGAGCACAUCCCACCAAGGCACAGUACGUGAGACUUGCUCACGACACACGACCAGAGCACAUCCUUCAGCUUUUAACAGGAGAGUGGGGCCUGGAACUCCCAAAACUGCUUAUAACAGUACAAGGCGGCAAAACUAACUUUGAUCUCCAGCCUAAGCUAAAAAAAGUCAUUAGAAAAGGCCUGUUGAAAGCUGCCAAGACAACUGGUGCCUGGGUCUUCACAGCGGGAACCAACACAGGUGUUACCAGACAAGUUGGAGAAGCGCUCGUGUCAGAGUCGUCCCUCAGAGUGCGCAGCGGUCGAGUGGUCAGUGUUGGGAUUGCUCCAUGGGGGGUCAUUGAGAGACGGCAGGAAUUGAUCGGACGCAACAAAGAUGUUCCCUAUCACCCCAUUAACUCUCCAAAAUCCAAAUUUGUUGCACUCAACAGUCAUCACACAUUCUUCUUGCUGGUAGACAAUGGAACAGUUGGCAAAUAUGGACCCGAGUUGAUAUUGCGAAGAAAAUUAGAAAACUAUAUCUCCAAACAACGUAUUGAAGCGCGUGGUGGGCUGGCAACUCCAGUCGUGUGUGUUGUGAUAGAGGGCGGUCCCCAGACAAUAAGACAAGUACUUGAGUAUGUCACUGACUCGCCUCCAGUUCCUGUUAUUGUUUGUGAUGGAACGGGUCGUGCAGCUGACAUCCUGGCAUUUGUCCAUAAAUACGCUUCCAGUGGGCUGAAUAUGAUUGAGGCAAAUCGUGAUACUAUUAUUUUAGCACUUGAAAGGGUGUUUGAACUCAGAACAUUGCUGGCAGAAAAACUCUUUGCUGAGAUCCUACAAUGCGUGCGCAAAAGGGAUCUUAUUACUGUCUUCCGUUUGAAAGAAGGUUCUGAGUUAGACCAAAGUAUACUGUCUGCAUUGUUGCAUGCUCAACGUCUCAAUCCUCCUGAGCAGCUAUCACUGGCACUCACCUGGAACCGAGUGGACAUAGCCAGAUCCCAUGUUUUUAUUGAAGAUGUGGAAUGGUCUCAAGGAGCUCUAGAACAAGCAAUGAUGGACGCACUAGUGAAUGAUCGCAUUGAGUUUGUCAAACUACUACUAGAGCAAGGCGUUACCAUGAAUAAAUUCCUAAGCAUCCAGAGACUUGAAGAACUUUACAAUUCAAAAUGUGGGCCAUCUAACACAUUGCGAUACAUAAUCCGUGAUGUGAAAAAGAAUAUACCUCGUGAUUACCGCUACACCUUAAUAGACAUCGGCCUUGUUGUCAAUAAAUUAAUGGGCGGUGCAUAUAGAUCAUAUUACACGCGUAAGAAAUUCCGCACAGUUUAUGAAAACACAAUGAUGAAAUCUCCACGGCUCCUCCGUAACAACAGUAGCAUUUUUCAGGCUAGUAAGAGUCUCCUUCAGAAGAAUCCCACUAAUUCUCCGAAGUCCUACUUAAGUCCAGGGGAGCUGCAUUCCAAAUUCGAGUUUGAUUAUCCUUUCAGCGAACUCUUGGUAUGGGCAGUGUUAACUAAAAGACAAGGCAUGGCAAUGUUGAUGUGGCAACAUGGUGAAGAAGCAAUUGCCAAGGCUCUUGUGGCAGCUAAACUCUUCAAGGCUCUUGCACAUGAAGCAGCUGAUGAUGAUCUUGAGACAGAGGUCUAUGAAGAGCUCAAAGGAUAUGCUAAAGAAUUUGAAACACUGGCUCUGCAAGUACUGGACUUUUGUUAUCAGCAAGACGAUGAUCGGACACACCAGCUUUUAACUUAUGAAUUAAGAAACUGGUCUAAGCAAACUUGCCUCUCCUUGGCUGUCGCAGUUAAUCACCGAGCUCUUUUGUCACACACCUGUUGCCAGAUACUGCUAGCUGAUCUUUGGCUAGGUGGACUCAGGACAAGGAAAAAUACUAAUAUAAAGGUCAUGCUGAGUCUUCUCUUCCCACCUUUAAUCCCAGUUUUGGGAUUUCGAAGUCGAGAGGAGCUUAAAACGAUGCCACAGACCCGUGAGGAGCAUCAGGAUGAUGACCCUGUGAGAUCCUCUGACUCUGAGAGUGACACAGAGUCAGAGGAAGACAAUCUUGAUAUGAGACAUGAUCAUGAUCCUGAGGCACAGCUGGUGAACACUGUGUCUCAUCCCUCUCACCCCGUCACCCCAACCCUCCAGCCUCAGGCACCACUAUGCAACAGCAACACUGCUGCAGCACAUUCAAGCACACUGUUGGUGCCACCUCCCCAGCCCGAGACAGUAGACACUGUGGAUGGACAUGGUACCCCGGUGAGACAAAAUGGGGUGUCCAUGAGCCAUUUGUCACAUCUGGACUCCAACAUUUUCAAUGACCUCCACUCUAAACAGCUACCAGCCAGGACGAAGUUUUACGAGUUCUACAAUGCUCCUAUCUCUAAGUUUUGGGCUCACUCAAUGGCGUAUGUAUUUUUUCUCUGCCUGUUCACAUACACCGUCUUAGUUAAACUUCCCAAGAAACCAGAAUGGAUGGAAUGGUAUGUGGUUGCUUACAUUUCAACUCUCAUCCUUGAGAAAGUACGUGAGAUACUUUCAACAGAACCUGUCGAACUUGUGCAGAAAAUAGCAGUGUGGUCUGAUAAGCUGUGGAAUGUGUGUGAUAUGGUGUUUGCUGUGUUCUUCAUGAUUGGUUUGACUUUAAGACUACAAGAACAGACUGCACCUGAAGUGUUGCCAUACACGGCUGGAGGUCUUUUGAAUUUGAAGCAGAAUCACUGGAAGUUUCACCAACGGCUGGAGUCUGAGGUCGUACAUAUGGUGGCGAACAUGGACGGGGAGAAGCCCUUGAUGUCAGCCAUCCCCCAGAUGCUGGCAGAGCACCAGAGAAGCCCACUGAAUGUGUAUAUCUUCCGUAAGGAAGACCGACGUGCACUUGGACUACCUGAUGAAAAGAAGAACAGACAAAAGAAAACAGAUAUUCAAACACAGCGAUUAAAAGAAAAGACAAGAGAUAAUAGAUUGAGAGAAAAACAGAAGAUCCAGGAAAAGCUCAUCUUCAUGGUAAAGAUCCAGGAAAAUCUCAUCCUCAUGGCAGAGACCCAGGGAAGGUUCAUCCUCAUGACAAGAGAUCCAAUAAAAAUGCACCGAGACUCGGAAAAUUUGGCUGUUUCUCUGGAGGACCUUUGUUCUGUGAGAACAGAUCUCUCUGACACAGAUGAUGGUAUGACCACAUUUAAUGUUCGAAGAGACUCAAGAGCAGCAGAACUUCGAAAGCGUCAUAGCACAACCAGUAUAGAUAAUAACCCUUCAGAAUUAUUAUCCGUGCCUGGGUCCAAGCAUUUGCCCUCCUUGCAAACCAUCAACCAAAGUCUUCAUCACUCGUCUUCAUUAUGUGGCAGAGGUACUCGACUCAUAUCUUCCCAACCAGGUAGUCCAAGUGCACGUCGGUCUUCCUUACGUGAAGAUAUACACAUUCAGUGGGCUUCCUCUGGUGCUCUGCCAGCAUCUGGGGGAUGGCUGACAUCAAGGUCUUCUCCCCGUCCAUGUUCGCCACCAUAUGUACGACCUCAGACUCCAGCCGUUGGUGAAACUUCCAGUGAUUCUGCUUCAAAUUCAAAAGACCUCCAGCCGUGUAUGGCAACACUUCAGGUGCCUGUCGUUAGUGAGUCAGAAGGCAGACCAAAAGACACAAUAACAGAAACUGAGUGUUGAAAUGUGGAAUAUGUUCUCCAAAAACAAAAUGUUAAAUAAUACAGUUGUGCACAAAGGAAUAUGAGACACAAAUAACUAAAACAAAAUGGACAGGAAAUAUCAUUCAAUUCAUACAUGAAUUUGGUAGUAAGUUUGAAAUUUAUUAUGCAGUAUGUGAUGAUCUAAAUUAUUUUUGCAUUUUAAAUCUCUUAAUGUAAUUAUUAUAGAUAUAAACAUUAAAAAUUGGAAGCAAUUAAAAAGUUUAUAACAGCAUGAUAGCAUUUUAAAAUAGUGAAUGAGAGGAAAACACUAGCAUACUGGGUAUCCUAUCAUGUAAAUGCCAAAAGAUUCCUUCAGCAUUAUAUGCUGAUGCUAUUUUUUCAAAAGCAUAAAUAUAAAAUCUGGUCACUAGAGAUACUGAAGCACAUUUCUUAAGCUUCAUCUAAAAAUUCCACCACUAUUUUUGUUUUUCAUCAAGAACUGAGACAUCUAACAGCUAGCAAAACUGUCCAGUUAGUGUUUAAAUACAUUCCUUUAUGAAUUUAAGCACUCUUCACUUAAUUCAGUAAAACAGGUUUGUUUUUGGAGAACUUCCAUAAUAAAAUCAUUUUUAAAUUUGUCAAAAUACUGAGGUACUAUGUCAGUUUAUUGUUAAUGAGGAUAAUAAUUCGGUAUCAUUGAAAUGUCCAAUCUGUGUACAGAAUACCAUAAAAUUGAAUUGUAUAGCUCCUAUUUAUUUUUUAUAUAAAUUAAAAAUUAUUUUAAUAGGAUUACCAGAAAACUGGAAGUACGAAAGGAUACAGUAUUGACGAGCAUACUGCGCAUGAUGCUAAGUAUCAAUAAGCAAGAAUAUAUUUUGCCAUUUUUGAUACUUGAAGAAUGUAAUAUAUCUUUCAGUAUCCCUUAUUGUACCACCAACUUCCAUUACACAAGGUACCACUCCACUUUAUUUGUAUACAAGAAUUUAAUGUAACUAAUUUUGGAGAGUUAGCAAUUCAUGAAAAUUGUAGUAACAUGAUUGAAAAACUCUAAGGAAGAGACAGGGCUUGAACCAUAGCAAGGCAGUCCUAUAACUGUUAAGCCUACAUAUUCUAGUGGUUAGAGCAUUGACCUGCUAGUUUUAGGGCUGGCUUACCAUGGGUUUGAGUCCUGGUAUUUCCAGAGUUGGAUAUUUAUUGUUAUAAACACCAGAGUGAUUUUAUAACUAUUUUCUACUUACCUUUAUGUACAUAUUGUUCAGUCAUAAUCUUUUAAUUUGGAUUUUUUUUUUAACUGUUUAUUUUAUGUCGUUUUUUUCCAGGCAUACAUUUCAUAUCUAAACUACAUGAUUUUUCCAGGCAUACAGUUCAUAUCCAAACUACAUGUAGCAUAACAUCCUCAUCACACAAAAGGUAUACUUGCCUAUUGUACAGUGGACCCCCCCCCCCCCCCCGCCUUACGAUCAGCUUCCAAGUGUAUUUAUGUAAGUGCUUUUGUACGUGUAUUUUUGGGGGUCUGAAACGGACUAAUCUAAUUCACAAUAUUCCUUAUGGGAACAAAUUCGUUCGGUAACGGCACCUGAACAUACUUCUGGAAUGAAAUUAUAUCGUAAGGCGGGGGUCCACUGUAUAUGUUUUUUUUUAUUUUCAACAUACUAGCCAUUUGCCACCAAGGCAGGGCGACCUGAAAAAGAAGAAAACUAAAGCUAAUCUUCUUUUUACAUUUAGUAAUAUAUAUACAGAAGGGGUUACUAGCCCCUUGCUACCCUGUAGUAUAUGUACUAUGACUUAUUUAUGUUUGUCAUUCUUUCUCAUCUUCAGAAUACUAGGAUACUCGUAACUCACCAGUCACACCUCCCUGUGUGCUACUUAAUUCAUACUUUCACAUAGUCAUCUCAAGACAUCACAGCUAAGCAGAAAGCAUGUUAACUGUGUACACUUGCUUUAGGAGAGCAGAUAAGUGGUUACUUACACCCUUGGUAAAUACAGCUAAUGCAGAGAAAUCUAUACUUGUACGUUUCUCACACAAGCUGAUGAAAAGCCCACCAGUGGGCGAGACGUUGUAUAAAUAAAAUCAUCACUGCAUAUAGUGUAUUUACACUUCUCUCAAAUACCAAAACAUAUCCCUCAUGCUGGUUUUCCUUGUUUUUCAUAGUUUGACAUUUUGGUUUCUCUUUCAUAUUAUUGUACCUAAGCAGAAAUUUUAGAACACAGUAAGUUGGGAGAUCAGCUAUCUUUUUUUUUCUGUUAAGCUAUGUAAGUGUAUUUAUAUUGUAUAAAUGUAUGUAUGUAUUUAUAUUUGUAUACGAGUCAUCUUGAAGUUAGGAAAAUGACUACAGGUAUUAAUUUUAACUAGAUUUUGUUCAUUUUAGACUAAUUUUAACUUAAUUUUGACAUACAUGCUGCCUGCUUUUUACACUGCAUCUUUUCUAAGCUGGCUGAAAAAAAUUAAAAGCUGUCCCUAGGCAAUCACAUUUUAAUCCCCAAGUGAAGUGGUCUGAUGACAAAGGCUUUUAUUGUGAAUCAUACUGCUGGGUGACACACUGAUGGCCACUGGCUGCUUUGCUGGCAAACUUCAUCUCUACUCGCUUGUCCAAAGUUUAAGACUGUGUAUAUGCAUCCAUUGUUGUUGGGUUUUGCAGAGCCACUGAUGACUUAUCUUUCUGUGUCUGGGAAGGAAAUCUUGCUCAGAUCUGGGCAGACAGCAGUGGGAUCAGCAUUGUUAUUGUGAAUGUAACUAACAUUACCAAUUAGGUCAGGAAAACCCUCUUCCUAAGCACCAGACAGACAGUCACACCCUACCAGUCAGCCAGACAAAUAUUAAUAGCUUGGUAAAAUGCUUUAAUGUAUGGUUCCCUGACCAACGAAAUAUCUUGCAGGCAAGAAAGAAGUGCACAGCAAGUCUUGUUCCUGGGUUAAGAGGUAUGAGCUCUGAGGAGAGGCUAAUGGAAUUUAAUAUAACAGCAUUGGAAGAUAGAAGAACCAGGGGAGAUAUAGUAUACUCGAUGAAUUGAUAGGGUAGACAGGGACAUGAUGUUUGAGAGGCAAGAAACAGGAACUCGGGGGACACAAGUGAAAGUUGAAGACACAGAUGAACCACAGGGAUGUCAGGAAGUAUAUCUUAAGUCUCAGGGUUGUCAGAAAGUGGAAUGAUCUGGGUGAAGAAGUUAGUGAAUCUGGCAAGUUCAGAUACAGGGCCAGGAGCUGAGACUCAACCCAUGCAGCCACAUGUAGGUGAGUGCACUAUCAAGAUUGGCACUGAAAAUUCUCUUUUUCAUCUAUUGUCAGUCAUCCAUCAUGCAUUCACAGGUAAAAUCAUUCAGAAUUCUUCAAUCAGUUAUAAUCCAACUUUGGAUGUUUCAUUUAGCCUUCCAAAUGAAUCAAGCAUAAAUGACCACUACUUUCCUGUUAUCUAUCAUUUAUAUUGAAUAAGCAUAUUUUUGCGUAACUUGAUUUAACCAAACAACUUGAAUUAAAACAAACCUAGUUAAUCCCAGUAAACAAUGUUUACAGCCAACUUGGUUAUUAACCAGCCUUCAACAUUAUAAAAUAGCACUUAGAUUUUAGAGAUUAUAAGAUUUAUUAUCAAUACAAAAAAAAUUAUUGCUGUAUUACAAAAAAAAAAUGUUGCAGUAUUUAUUGAUUUUCUUGGAACAUGAUAAUUUUGUACAGAUAAUAGUUGACCUGAGCAAACUCCUCAGGCCAAGUGGGGGAGACAGUACCAGCCAAGGUUUCCUUCUUUUCUCAAGGUCACUCGAUAGCAGCUCGCAGGUAAAUCUCUAGUAAAAGUUUACUAUAUCUUUAAAGUUCAAGUUAUAAAUUAAUCUGAAAACUUGAAUGAUUACACUAAUGUCAUAAUAGAAAACAUGACAAAUGAAAUUCAGACCCCUAGUAUCUUUGGUUAGGUCUCAUUUAGAUUAUGCUGCACAGGUCUGGUCACCAUAUUACAGAAUGGAUAUAAAUGCACUGGAAAACAUACAAAGGAGAAUGACAAAGUUGAUCACAUGUAUCAGAAAUCUCUAUGAAGAUAGACUGAGGGCCCUGAGUCUGCACUCUCUGGAAAGGCGUAGAAUUAGGGGGAUAUGAUUGAGGUGUAUAAUUGGAAAACAGGAAUAAAUAAAGAGGAUGUAAAUAGCUUGCUAAAAAUAUUUAGCCUAGACAGGACUUGCAGCAAUGGCUUUAAGUUGGAAAAAAUUCAGAUUCAGAAAGGAUAUAAUAAAGCACUGGUUUGGUAAUAGAGUUGUGGAUGAGUGGAACAAGCUCCCGCGAACCGUCAUAGAAGCUAAGACGUUGUGUAGUUUUAAAAAUAGGUUAGACAAAUACAUGAGUGGGUGUGAGUUGGACCUGACUAGCUUGUGCUACUAGGUCAGAUGCUGUGCUCCUUCCUUAAGUGAAUGUGACCUGACCUGACUAGGUUAGGGCGUUCGCUUAAGCAGGUAGGAGAAUUGGACCUGCCUCACAUGGGCCAGUAGGCCUACUGCAGUGUUCCUUCUUUCUUAAGUUCUUAUGUUUUUAUGUUCUAGUGCCAGGGUUUUCCACUGGGACAGGGAUCUUCACAUGCCUCUACCUGAAAUCUUUUGGCUUGACCCUUUUCCUGUCCAGUUAGUGUAUUGUCCAAAUCACACAUUUUAUCAUCCAGCUAAUGGCUAUUUUUGUCUCAAAAAUCCUUAUCAGAAACGACAAUGGUUAAUUUGUUCAUUUCUCCUAGCAACUGACCCAAUCUUACUUGUUUUUUUUUACUCUUCUGCAAGUAAAGGACUUUUAAGCACAAAACUGGACCUACCUUCCCCUUCCUCUAAUCAUACCCGAUUUCCUCUCAUUCCCCAGCUACUGUAUGACCUGUAUUGCUCUGGCAUUUUCUUAUGAAUACAUAUAGUCAUCAGACAUUUUUAAACAAAAACUAGUACUAAGGACUCGCUUAAAUUUGAUAUUGAACUCAUAUUUUGUGUUCCUGUCCUAACAGGUUGUGUCAUGUACGGUUCCUUGCUUUCUGGAGUAUUUUGAACCUGUUCAUAAAAAAGGCUAAACUUGUAUGGAUUACUCAGGGCUGCCUUGCUUCACACUAUAUUUUUUUUUAAUACAUUGACCAUCUCCCACCAAGGCAGGGUAACCUGAAAAAGAAGAAAUAAGUUUUUCUUUUUAAAUUUAGUAAUUUAUACAGGAAAAUGGGUUACUGGCCCCUUGUUUCCGGCACUUUAGUUGCCUCUUACGACGUGCAUGUCUUACGAAGGAAGAAUUCUUCUCAACUUCCCCAUGGAGAUGCUGUAUUUAUAGAUUUAAAGUCACUUCUGCAUUCAAUUACCUCAUGAAAUACAGAUUUGCAGUACCAUCGUCCAGCUGCUUGCUGAGUAAAAUGAUAGACCACUGCUAUAUGUAAGAUGAAAACUGCUGAUUUAAAUUAUAUUAGCAAUGUUUACAAAAGGCCUAAAAAAUGCAUAUACAGUAGGCACAUUAUGUAUCUUAAAAUAUUUUUAUCCUUAGCUUAUAGUGAGUUGUGAAUAUAUUUAUUGUAGGAAGUCUAAAUAAAUGAAGAAAGGGUAUAAUUGAAAACCACUGUAUUAGUGAAACUCCUUAAAGUGAAGCGCUGUAAAGCAGGGCCUGCCUGUAUUUCCAUUUAGAGGUUGUCAUCACUGAAAUUCAAUAUUAUAUGUAGGCAAGUUCAAUUUGUAAAGUUGUUUUAUAAAGGACCUGAGCCAACCAUUUCUGUAAAAGGUUAUUGUCGGUGAAAUAAUAUAGUUUUAUUACUGUAAAUUCACUAACUUUCAAAGUCAAGUUUAAUGCAGUCGCAUGAAUAAUCACAGAAAAGUUGAUACUGUAAUAAUUUUCUUAUUUUUAUGUCUCUUAAAAUUAACAGAAUAACUUACUGAUGAUUCUAACAUUUCAGUUGCUCUAUUUAGCAUAAUUUGUUUAAAUAAACUUAAUUGAUUUAUGGGGAAAUUAUAUUGCUAUUUUAUAUUUAAGUGUAUUGGAAUUGAUUCUGGGUCAGUGUCUUUGCCAUAUUACAAAAACAAUGGACUAUUUUUCAAAUGAUUCUGGCUGUUACCUGUGGUAAAUGCAUUUAGACCCAGCUAAUGGUUAUUUCACCACAUCCCAGGUUGUGAUUACUUACUUGUAGUUAUGGAAGCAACCAAACUAAUGGUGUUGCAUGUUCAGUAUUAAGGCUGUCUAAUGUUUUUAAUGCUUCUAAUGGUUGUAACACAUACAUACUACCUCUUGUAAACCAUUCCAUUGAUUUUUCAUUGUUUUCAAAGAAAACCUUUCUACUUUACACAAGUAUACUUUACAUUUAGAUACAUUUGAUUACAUACAUGUCACACCUAGUGUGGGAGGCAGACUCCAAUCUUUAUUAAUCAUGAAUAAUCUCAGUGAUGGCAGUCAUUCCUAAAUCACCACCACUCCUCACCUUCUCUGUUCUCAUCUCUGUUCACAGUGGCAGUUCAACCUUGCAGACUGGGUACGCUUUACAUGCCACAGCAUUCUUUCCCUGCUGAUACACACUCCUGUGACAAGUCAUUAUGUGUUUUCUCACUUUCCACAUCUGAAUUGAUGCUGUUUUCCAUGAACCUUGCAAUAAUGUUUUAAAAAAUGUGAACCUUGAUGGUCAUUUAUCUGCUUGCUUGUUGAAAAUGUGCCACAUGAUGUACCUACCAGUACAAUCAUUUAGCACUACUAAUUGUUAGCGUGAUUUCAAGAGAGUAAAGUAUGAUACAUGGGCUCAAUCAGGCUGAUGGGAACCACUAAGGCAUUUGUCCAGUGGGGGCAGGUUAUUGUUAUACAAGUUUGUACCCUAAUGAAUCCUGUAUUGUUAAAUUAUGUUAACUGUCAUAAGUAAGAUUGCCCUUUAUUAUAUUGUACAGUACUUGGGCUAAAUGAGACUUGCAUAUAUUAUAAUGUACAAUGUGGGUAAUAUUCGAGCUUGGCAUAUACUAAUAUGCUUGUACAAAUGUCCGUGACUUAUAGAUAAGUGAUCAGAGCACACACUCUCUGAAAGCUCUUGGACUCGACUCCCAGGCAGAGUGAGAUGUCUGUACCUGCUGCUCCUGUUUGCCUAACUGUAAAUAGGUGCCUGAGUGUUAGUAGACUGUUGUAGGUUACAUCCUGAGUAGCAGCAUACCAUAUCGUAAAUUAUUCUAAUUGGAUGGCAGCAGUAAUCCUUUUAGGAGUCUCACAGCACCUUGGGAAUGGGAGGCAGGCAUAUUCUAUACCAGGAAGUGAAGGAUGAGCCUGACUAAAAUGAGCUGAGGUACAACUCUUUGUAAAAUAAUAUGCAGGAAUACUGGUAAAAACAAAGGUCAAGCUUUCCAUUCAUUUGCAGAAUUCUUUACAGCUGCCAUCUAAAUGUUGCUGAUAUUAGUAUUCUGUUUGAGAUUAAAACUCAUAAAUUUUGGCAUAUCUAUUUUGCUCUUAAUUAUGUGAUAAUUUUAUGUACAAUAGCCUGCCAUAUAAAAUUUUUAUAUUGAAUGAAGGUACUACAAGUGACAACUCUUGAAGUCAAAGCAGUUUAAUAUGUCAUUUAUAAUAAAUAAAAAAAAGUAAAAAGUAAAAUAGAAAAAAAUUUAUUUUCAUAGUAAACAUUUAAAAGAAAAUUGUUGUCCAUAAAUAUGAUUAAUGCAAUUUAUCACUACAUGAAGCAUUAGAAGUAAGAUUGAGCAGUUGUCUUCUGAUAAAUAUUUGUGUCGUUGAGCGAGUCUGCAUCCUCUAGUAAUGUAUAUACUAUAUUUGUUUUGGUUUUCAUGUAGGUAAAUAGUAUUUAUUAAAGAAUUUAAUGUAUUAUCAGCAAGGUUCCAAUGACAACACUGGCAUAAGUUAUGUUUUAUCACUGGAUUUUUCAACAAAAGUAGCUGUACUGGAACAGCGGACUGGGUUGAAUCCUUACAGUGGCUCCUGAUUAUUAUUUAUUAGUUGAAGUGCUAGACCCAUGAAGGUCAUUCAGCACUCACAGCAGAGGUGUUGAGGGAAGGACAUCAACAUAAACAGUAACUCCUAAGAAUGUAUGUGCUUGGAUUAAGUCUUUCUAUUAUUUUUACUGUAAAUAUUUCAUGUUCUAAUUUGACUCGUGAAAUCAUAAUAAAAUUACAAACCAUACCACAGGCGAGGCUUGAACCCAUGGUAAGAGUCAUAAAACUCUAGACCAACGCGUUAGCCACUGGGCCAGCUGGCUACAAUAAGAUUCAUCUAACUAGGUACAGUGGAACCUCUACUUGCGAGUUUAAUCCGUUCCAUGACCUUGCUCGCAACUGGAUUUGCUCGUUUGCAGAGUCAAUUUUCCUCAUUUAAAUAAACUGAAAUACAAUUAAUCCGUUCCAGUGGAAUUCUGUACUUCAAUAAUUUUGCUAAUAUCAACUCUACGGCUUAUUUAUCUAUCUCACUUCAUGUGAUGACAUAAUAAACAAUAUAAAAACAUAGAAACCUGAUAUAUAUUCUAAAAUGAAUAAAAUAUGUCAUUCAUGUAGUGGUAUGGGCAGUGUUGGCGGUGGACGAGAGUUUGUCUGGAGACUGGGCAAAAUACUUCAUGAAUAAUUUCGCUAAUAUCAUCUAUAUGGCUUAUUUAUAUAUCACAGUUCAUCUAAUAUGAUAUAACAAACAAUAUAAAUAACAUAGAAACAUGAUAUAUACUCCAGAAUGAAAAAAGUAUGUCAUUAUGUAACAGGUGGAGGCGGCCACAACCGCUCCCUCUUUGUUGUGGUAAACACUGCCAUCUAGUGACGGCCUUUUGAAGCCGUCUAUUAUUAUAAUAAUUAUAUGUAGUACAUUAUUAUUAUAUAAAUAAUUUGUAGUUUUUAUUCACACAAAAAAUAUAAGAUUUACUGUUAUUCCUUAUUGCAAUAAUUGUAUAAAUAAUGUCAACCCAUUCAUGACUGCAUAUUGGAAUGGACAGCCAAGCAAUGGACCAUUUCUCCUAGGUUGAGCUCUAUUUCAAGGUGCUUUUCGUCGUGAAAGCAAUUAAAAUCAUAUCUAUUUCUGUACUAUAUCUCCAUUCUAUCAGUGAGACCAAAAAAACGAGAAUACAACCAUAAAAACCAUUCGAAAUUACAGCAAAGGGGUGGCUAAUUGCUGAGAAGUGAACUCCUUAUUUAUGCUUAGACUUUUCAUUUUUGGUGUACGUUAAGAAGCAUCUUUCCAUCAUACAUUGCCCAAGUUUCAAUAAGAUAGUCUAACAAACAAAUGAGAUACAAUUCCCAAGAGUCCCUCACCAGUGUCAAGGAACCUGCCUUGAGGUCUGCUCACUUGUGGAAAUUUUGCUCGCGUAUGGAAGCAAAAAAUCAACCCAUCGACUGCUGGUGUUUGGAAAAACUUGCACGUGGACAUGCUCGCAAGUAGAGGUUCCACUGUAUAUUUAUACACCAAACUUGCAUUUGUGGUCACAGCGGUGCCUAUGCUAACCUUCCUGUGGUGUAUAAAUAUACCUAAUUGGAUGAAUCUUAUUGUAGCCAGCUGGCCCAGUGGCUAACACGUUGGCCUGGAGUUUUACGACUCUCUAACCAUGGUUAUUAUAAUAAUAAUAAUAAUCUCUAACCAUGGGUUCAAUCCCUGACUGUAGUAUUGUUUGGUAUGUUCUACUUUCUUUGAUAAUUGGGAAACAUUUUUUUUGUAUUACUGAAUACAAAUACUGUAUAGUGUAUAACUUGUUGCAUCACUAUAUAACCCACUCUUGCCAUAAUCAAACUGGGGAAAAAAGCAAUAAUAGCAUCAUUGUUAACUAAUUUUAUAUUGUUAUUUGUUGACACUAUUAUGGCAAAAUAUUAUUAAAAAUAAAAUGUAACUAGUCAUGUUAAUAAUUGUAUGUUGGAUUAGUUUGUACAGGUUAAUGUUAAUACUGUUUAAUCAUUCUUCACAUUUGUUGUCACUGAAUCUCAUUACAUAAUAUGCACCAUUAUUGUAAAAUAUUGAAUUACAGUAUAUAUUGAUAAUUUUUCAGCUACAGUUAUGUAAAUUUACAAAAGGCUAAGAUUUUUUACAGAUAUAUUGCAUAUAUUAUUACAUGUAAUUAUAUUAGUUUUAUAUCAUGUUAUUGUUGAUAGCUGAUUAAUGGAUAAAAGUGUACUGUACCGUAUUGAUGCUUAAUACUGUACUGUACAAUAAACUUAUUCUGUUGUAACUUGAAGUAAAUAUAUCAAAUGUACGACAAGUUCACUUUAAACAUGCACACACACAUAUACACGUACAUGUGCACACACACAUAUAUACUGUACAUAAUACUCAAGUUAAGUACACUGUAGUUAACUGAGUACACACAUGCAAACAAAACCUUUGGAGGGGGAGGGAGCUAUGGUAAAUAUAGAGUAAUAGUCACCUUUAAUUCCACUUGAGAGCCUUGUUGUGCUAGCCUGGGAGCACAAGUAUUGUGAUAUGCUGGUAAAGUUAUAGGUUACAAGUUGCUAUGCAUUUUGUCUGUAUGUAUAGUGUGUGUGUGCUGAUGUAGAAGGAUGUGCUAUAGCAACCAUGUAGUCAAGCAUCUAUAUGUACAUGCAUAUCACACCCACUUAUACAUAAAAUAAUAUAAUAUACUAUAUAUAUUUUUCACAUGCACAUCUAAAACUGCCUUUGAAAACAGUACAGUUUUGUGUGUGUAUUAUAUACUGUAUAUAUAAAAUGUUGUCUAAUAAGCCAAGUUAGUCAAGCCGAACUGCCUUAAAGUAAAUUUUUCAACUUUUUUUUAUUGUGCAUUUAUAGAUAUGUUUACAUGAAUUAAUAUAUGAAAAUUUUAAAUUUUGCACCUAAACCAACAAUGUUAUCCUUGCUCUAUAAUAACUCACAUGAAGACAAACUCUGAAGAUUAAUUGGUCUGUGUAUACAGACAAUCUUCUGGGUGUCUCCAUGUGGGUUAUUACUGAGCAUAUACGUACAAGUAUUCAUUACACUUUAGUUAUCCUUAACCUUGGCUAAGCGCUUCUUUUUGAUUAUAAUAAUAAUAAUAUCCUUAACCUAUCCUUAUUAAAUUCUCAUAAUUCUGUCUAGGCUGAUUCAACCCAGGUUCAACCUAAAUUUAGAUAGUAUUAACAUCUAUGACAUUAAUUUUUUUUUUUUUACAUUGACUAAUUUUUGCAGAAUUAUAGCAUUAGAUUUUGGUAAGCUUGCUUGGCAAAAUGCAGUUUGCCAAUGAAGCUAAGUCAGCAAGAUUGGCUUAAAAAGCACAACAUAUAUGUAUAUGUAUACAUGUGGUAUAUAUAUAUAUAUAUAUAUUUUUUUUUUUUUUUCAACAAGUCGGCCGUCUCCCAGUCACAAAAACAGGUGAUAUCAAAUAGUAUACAUGAUAGCCAGACUAAAAACACAGUAAGACAGGUCCUUUAAUUACUCUUGUCCAUAAGUAGACUACUUAAAGAACCCUUACGACUUUUUGCUGUGGUUAUCCUAUGUAUAUGUUAGAUUUAUUAAAACCCAUUUGAAAAGAAUAAAAGAGCUUUUUGCCAUUUUUGUCCUGUCAAAACAUAUUCAAAAGAAUGAAAUAAAGGUUUAUUAGACAGA